ACUUUUUUGAGCGAUUUUUAGAAAAUUUUCCCAAAGAAUUAGUAAAAUUCAGCUCAAAGAUUUCCAGCCAUACUUCGGCUAAUAAUAAAUAAUAAUAAAGAAUUCACUGCGCAUAAAUUCAUCGAAUCAAGUUUCUUCCCGAGUAAUUCGUGAUGAUACCUCGUCGGAUGUUGAUUGGAAGUGCCAUUGGCACAUGUCUUGGAAUCGGAUUUUUAAUCAAGGAUUAUUUAGGCGGUAAGAAGUACACUUAUCGAACAAACGCCGGCAAAAACAAAGUGAUAAUCAUAACCGGUGCCAAUACCGGUAUAGGAAAAGGAACAGCCAAAGAACUAGCGUUCAGAAAAGCAAAUUUAGUUCUCGCUUGCCGAGAUUUACAUAAAUGUGAAAAAUUGAGAGCUAAGCUGAUAUUCUCGAGCAAAAAUCAAAAUAUCAGGUGUAUUAAAUGUGAUCUAUCUUCUCAAAAAUCAAUUAAGAAAUUCGUCGAUGAGUUUAAUCAAAAUUACCAAAAAUUAGAUGUACUCAUUAACAAUGCUGGUGUCUACGGUCUUCCUCGUAAAACAACCGUUGACGGUAUAGAAAUGCAUUUCGGAGUGAAUCAUAUUGGACACUUCCUCCUUACUAAUUUGUUGUUACCCAAGUUGAAAGAAUCAGCUCCGAGUCGAAUAAUAAACCUGACUAGUAUAACGUACAAGAAAGGAAAUAUAGAUAAGGAAGAUUUGAAUUUCACUAAAACGUACAACAUCGACCAAGCUUACAAUCAAAGCAAAUUAGCUAACGUUCUAUUCACCAAGGAACUCGCUAAACGUUUAGAAGGUACUGGAGUCACCGCUAAUGCAGUUUAUCCAGGAGUAGUUAAUACAGAUUUGAUGAGGCAUACUAGCUUUUACAAUAGUUGGAUUUCGGGUAUAGCUCUCAAACCGAUUUUAUGGGCUAUAACGAAAAACCUUAAACAAGGAUCUCAACCUGUGCUUUAUGCUGCUAUUGCUCCGGAACUGGCUACAGAAUCAGGAUAUCUUUUUUGCCAUAACUUUGAGAAGAAAGAAUUAGUUUUACCGAAUGGAGUAGAUGAAAGUACUGCCAAAUGGUUGUGGGAUGUGAGUAUGAAGUGGACUAAAAUGUUAUGAUGUGGUGUUCAGUGAUGAUUUUGUAGAAUUUGUAAUAAACUUGUGAACUAGUGUUA
Planococcus citri (citrus mealybug) is the source of this 1180-nucleotide messenger RNA. Its product is annotated as retinol dehydrogenase 13-like. The coding region runs from base 153 to 1124 and encodes 323 amino acids. The record is from RefSeq and is a predicted model, not a curated record. The transcript has 7 exons. Lineage: Eukaryota; Metazoa; Arthropoda; Insecta; Hemiptera; Pseudococcidae.